GUGUCCCAUCACUAGCAAGCCAGCCGCUUUUCGCCGAUGGCGUCGGUUCUACAUUUUUGUGAUGUGUAAAUGUAAAAUAAUUAGUUUCAAGCCAGUUUUAUUAGUUAUUAUUGUUAGUUAGUGACAUACAAUUAUUAUGUUAAUUGAAUUAGCCGUGAUAGAACAACUAUAGCAGUGAAAAUGGCAGCGAAAACCACCGACUGGCGACCGGGCCCUACGGUCUGCCGUUGUUGUUUGUCUGAAGGCUGUUACAAAGACAUUUCUACUGAAUAUUUUUGGAUGGGCAAGCGGGAGGUGUACUCAGAGAUGCUCUCGGAGACCUUCAGCUUAUCCAUCGCCUACUCCACAUCCGGUGGCCCGAACAGCAACAGUCGUCUCAUCUGCGAGCCGUGCAUAUCCCGGUUGCGAGAUGCGUCGGACUUCAAGCGUCAGGUGCAAGAGUGCGAGAAGACGUUCAUGCAGUACCUCGACCCUGGGACUGAACGGCUAUCGGACUUUGAGACUGCAGAAUCCCGCAUUGAAGUGACCCUGGAAUCCCUGGAAACGGAGGUGAAGGUGGAACAAGUGAAGACGGAGAAAGAUGAGAGCGACGGCGAUGACUUUGGAGACAGGACCGAUUUCCCAGACCUAGAUGACGAUGAUGAUGAUCUCGACGACCAGCCCCUAACUCGGCUAGCCACCAGGGUACCGAAAAAAGAAUCCGUAGACACUGAAGCGGACAGCAAGCCGGAGAAACGCAAAGCCACCACCAAGGCCAAAACAAGCCCUGCCAAAAAGGCCAAAACCAAGAAGGAAGUGGUCAAAGCCACCACCAGCAAGGCGGCCAAGCCGACUGAGAAGAAGAAGAAAGAAAAUGAUCCGACGAUGUCCAACGCCAAGCAAAACGCCAGGAUCAUAGUCCGAUAUACGACAGCGUACCCUUUCAAGCUGCCAGAGCGAUGUAUGGUGUGCGUGUAUUGUUGCGACAGCUUUGAUGACGCCCCGCUGUUUAGGAAACACAUGUCCGAAUAUCAUCCUGCAGUGAAAUUACGUAUCGCAUUUGCGCAUAUCCCCGAUGGAUACAUCAAAGUCGACUGCACAGAUCUCAAAUGUAGAAAAUGCUCAGUUACUCUGGAUAAUUUAAAAUUCGCCGCUGACCAUUUAAAAAAAGAACACAACCGCAGUAUAGAUUUAACUUGCGAUUUAGGAGUGCAGCCGUUUAUAUUGCCUAAUGAUAAAUGGACGUGUGCUAUGUGUGAAAGCAAAUUCAUAUCUCUGCGUGCUCUGAGCCGACACACGCAGUCGCAUUUUCCUAAGCACACCUGCGAGUCGUGUGGAAAAUCUUACUUCUCAGUGUCAUCUCUUCGGUUUCACAAACAGGUGUCUCACAUAGGGGAACAGCGGAUAUGUGUUAAAUGUAAAAAAACUUUUGAAUCACUAGAAGCGAAAAGGAAACACGUUCAGGAAACUCCUCGAUGCUGGGCUUUCGCUUGUAAAUUUUGCAAUGAGAGAUUCUGGUCAUCGACGUUGAGAAAUGUUCACAAAACUCGAGUUCAUGGCAUGCAGUCGAAAGAGUACACCUGUCCCGAGUGUCCCGAAGUUUUCCCGGACCGACAAAAAUAUAGAAUGCAUUUUAUUGUAACUCACACAAAUGACUAUUUUGAGUGCUCAUGUGGUAAGAAGUACGAUACAAAAUCGAAAUUAAAGCAACAUAUGGUUGUGCAUACAAAAGAUAAGUUAUUCCCCUGUACAGUAUGUUCAAAGGCCUUCUGUAGAAAAAAGAAUUUAGUGCAGCACAUGUGGAUACACAGUGAACAUAAGAGAUUCGAGUGUAUCGAUUGUAAUAAGCAAUUUAAUCAGAAAGUCACGUGGAAAUCUCAUAUGAAAUCUCAUCACCCAGGCGUUGCUAUUAGUUAGCGAGGAUUGAGAUCUUAAUAUGUAUAUUUACACAACAACCUGGUUGGCGUACUAUUCAACGAUGAUAAAAUUAUUACAACUAUCAAUAAUAAUGUAAUUCGAAAACACAAUAUAUUAAAACGCAGUAAGAAAUUCUAUUCAAGUUAACAAAAGCUAACCCUGAUAUCGCUAUAAUUAGGAAUUUUUCGUAUUAUGCAUAAUUUGUGUAAUGAUUUUGAAUUUAUCAACUAAGGAAGAGCUACACCUGACCAAAUGCUUUCCUUUUUGUUCUAGAAAAUGAUCCGACGAUGUCCAACGCCAAGCAAAACGCCAGGAUCAUUGUCGAAUAUACGACAGCGUACCCAUUCAAGCUACCAGAGCGAUGUAUGGUGUGCGUCUAUUGUUGCGAGAGCUUUGAUGACGCCCCGCUGUUUAGGAAACACAUGUCCGAAUAUCAUCCUGCAGUGAAAUUACAUAUCGCAUUUGCGCAUAUCCCCGAUAGAUACAUCAAAGUCGACUGCACAGAUCUCAAAUGUAGAAAAUGCUCAGUUACUCUCGAUAAUUUAAAAGUCGCCGCUGACCAUUUAAUAAAAGAACACCACCACAGUAUAGAUUUAACUUGCGAUUUAGGAGUGCAGCCGUUUAUAUUGCCUAAUGAUAAAUGGGCGUGUGCUAUGUGUGAAAGAAAAUUCAUAUCUCUGCGUGCUUUGAGCCGACACACCCAGUCGCAUUUUCCUAAGUACCUAAGUACCUGCGAGUCGUGUGGAAAAUCUUACUUCUCAGUGUCAGCUCUUCGGUUUCACAAACAGGUGUCUCACAUAGGGGAACAGCGGAUAUGUGUUAAAUGUAAAAAAACUUUUGAAUCACUAGAAGCGAAAAAGAAACAUGUUCAGGAAACGCCACAAUGCUGGGAGUUCGUUUGUACAUUUUGCAAUGAGAGAUUCGUGUCAUCGACGUUGAGAAAUGUUCACAAAACUCGAGUUCAUGGCAUGCAGUACACCUGUCCCGAGUGUCCCGAAGUUUUCCCGGACCGACAAAAAUAUAGAAAGCAUUAUAUGGUAACUCACACAAACGACUAUUUUGAGUGCUCAUGUGGUAAGAAGUACGAAACAAAAUCGAAAUUAAAGCAACAUAUGGUUGUGCAUACAAAAAAUAAGUUAUUCCCCUGUACAGUAUGUUCAAAGGCCUUCUGUAGAAAAAAGACUUUAGUGCAGCACAUGUGGAUACACAGUGAACAUAAGAGAUUCGAGUGUGUCGAUUGUAAUAAGCAAUUUAAUCAGAAAGUCACGUGGAAAUCUCAUAUGAAAUCUCAUUACCCAGGCGUUGCUAUUAGUUAGCGAGGAUUGAGAUCUUAAUAUGUAUAUUUACACAACAACCUGGUUGGCGUACUAUUCAACGAUGAUAAAAUUAUUACAACUAUCAAAAUGUAAUUCGAAAACACAAUCUAUUAAAACGCAGUAAGAAAUUCUAUUCAAGUUAACAAAAGCUAACCCUGAUAUCGCUAUAAUUAGGAAUUUUUCGUAUUAUGCAUAAUUUGUGUAAUGAUUUCUAAUUUAUCAACUAAGGAAGAGCUACACCUGACCAAAUGCUUUCCUUUUUG
Ostrinia nubilalis (European corn borer) is the source of this 3475-nucleotide messenger RNA. Its product is annotated as gastrula zinc finger protein XlCGF57.1-like. Lineage: Eukaryota; Metazoa; Arthropoda; Insecta; Lepidoptera; Crambidae. Gene Ontology annotation, molecular function: DNA-binding transcription activator activity, RNA polymerase II-specific; zinc ion binding; chromatin insulator sequence binding. Gene Ontology annotation, cellular component: chromosome; nucleus. The coding region runs from base 181 to 1896 and encodes 571 amino acids. Gene Ontology annotation, biological process: regulation of transcription by RNA polymerase II. The transcript is spliced from 5 exons. The record is from RefSeq and is a predicted model, not a curated record.